UCAGUUUAUUUUACACAGCGUAAGCAUAUCACCUCGUAGUCGUACUGUGUACAUUUACUGUCACACUCUCUAAAUGUCUAAACCCUAAUUUGACAAAACCCUAAUUCUAAUAUUCUUUUCUCUUUCUUACCAAAAUAAACUGCAAACCUACCAAAGCCGUAAACAAAGAACUGAAACCAGAAGAGACUGAUGGAUAGAUUGAUAUUAUGAUUAUAUCAUCCAAGAAACAACGAACAACAAUAUCUAAGUGAAGUUCAGAUAAGAGAUCACUUUUUGGAAUAUUAUUUGGGCAUUUUUCUUCUGCAGUUUUUCAAUAAUUCCAUUGUAUCAGGCGAUGGAGUCGGACUCCAUUGCAGUUUCUGCGGUAAUAGUGAAGAAGACUAUGAAAAAGGAAGAAGAUUUGUUUUCAGAAAAAAAGUUGAGUAAUGGAGGCACUGGUGAUGGGGUAGAUAAUAAGAAGAAUUCUGCUUCUAUAACUAGUAAUGGGGAUGUUGAUGAUCAAAAAGAACAAAUUGGAUUGAAAUCAUCAGCAUGGAAAAAACCUGUCUUUAAUGAAAGUAAACAAGGUAUUGAAGUUCCUGUUAUGGGAGCUAAAUCUUGGCCAGCACUUGCUGAAGCAAGACCCAAAAAUUCAGAUUCUGUUGCUCAUACUGCUGUAAAGCCCAUUGCUGUUGCUUCUGCUACCACUACAACGAUUAAUACUCCUUCCCAGGGACCGACUGGGCCGCAUAAAUCUAAUAGGUCAGGUAGCACCUUCUCCCCAAAACAACCUGUGUCACAUCAUAAAAAAUGGCGCAAUCAUCCUCCGAAUGGUGCACCACCAUUUCCUGUUCACCCCUAUAAUCAUCCACCAGUGGCACCUGUUUUUCGCACAGUUGUACCGCCGCCGCAAUUCCCCGUUGUUUACCAGCCUCGCCCUGUACCCUUUCCCAGUCUAGAUUCUCCCAUGGUGACCACUGGUGAACCCCCAAUUCCAGCUUUUGUCGCUCCUGGUCAUGGUGGUGGAGUUGAUGCUAAUAGAGGAUUUCAACCUCCACCUCAAGGAGGUCUAAACAGUUUUGCUAAUAGGCGGCAUAAUGUCCAAGAACCUGGUGGACGUUUCAACCAUACAAUGCGUCAUCAGCAUCCAUUCAAUUCCAGAGACAAUAUUAAUAUGCAGCAAGGUUUUGGGCCAAAUACAUUUAUGAGGCCACCUCCAUUUAUAAGGGCUGGUCCAGGGUUCAUAAGUGGACCAAGUUUUCCUGGUCCUCAUCCAAUGUACUAUCUUCCUAUUGCACCUGAUUCCACCAUGGGUCCAGCUCCUCGUUUUAUCCCAUAUCCUCCACCUCCAGGGAUUCCCACAACAGCACCAGUAGAUACACAAGCCUUAGGGAUUAAAGUACUGAAUCAAGUUGAAUAUUACUUCAGUGACGAGAAUUUGCAGAAAGACCAUCACUUGAUUUCUUUAAUGGAUAAACAGGGAUGGGUUUCAAUUUCCAGAAUUGCUGAUUUUAACAGAGUUAAGCAAAUGACAACAGAGAUACCCUUCAUUCUGGAUGUACUGCGUGGCUCUCAGACUGUAGAGGUGCAGGGUGACAAGCUACGGAGACGUGAUGACUGGUUAAAAUGGCUUCCAACCUUUGGACAGCACACAGUCCAGUCUCCGAAGGGCCAAGUUGACGAGAAGUCUUCUUCAGCUUCCAAGAGCGACGACGUCGAGAUAAAGGACAUCUCUGAAAUUCAAGGGACACAAGUUCCAUUGAGUAAUCUAACCAUAGAAGAGCCAGUGCCCUCAGACAAAGAUUCUUCGAGUGUAGCACGUAGUAUGAAUUGUAACAAGGAGAAGCUGCUUCAUGGAGUUGAAACAGAAGCAUGCCAAGGAGAAGUUAGGGAUUCAAGCAGGAAAAUGAAUGGUGCAUCGAGUUUAGAAAUGAAGGACUCACAGGCUGAUACCCGUUCUCAGGUCAGCUCUGAAUGUUCAAAUAUGACAACUGCACGUGGAAAUCGCUUAGAUGAUGAAUUUGAGAGCCAGCCAAAGGAUUUUACACUCGAGUCUACUGAAGAACAGAGCACGUUCAUGCUUGAUGAGGAGAUAGAGUUAGAGCAAACCACUGUCAGAAAGGAUCAUACUUCAUCUGGUUUAAGGAUUGAUGAAGAAGACGAGGACACAGAUCUCAAUGAUCAGGAUGUGCAGAGACUAGUUAUUGUAACCCAGAACAGGAUUGGCGAAGAUUACAGAGCUAGAACAAGUGAAUCAAAAUCUAUGUCGAAUGAGCUUGCUUCUGCUAUUAAUGACGGCCUCUACUUUUUUGAGCAGGAGUUGAGAUCUAAACGCUCUAUUAGUAGGAGAAAAUCCUCGACUGAGACUAAAGAAGGGGAUUCUAGACAUCUCAGCUCCACAGCUGGAUUACCAAACUCCAAAAUAAGUAGUAAUAGUCCUGGGAAAAGUCUCCCUGAAGAUCCUGGAUUCUUGCAUCCAAAAAGGAAACAAAACAAAGGCGGUGCAAACAAGCAACAAUCAAUCCCUAAGCAACGCUACUUUCCUAGCAGCCUGCGGAAUCAGGGCAAUGGUCGUAAACGUAAUGCCAUAGUAUCAGAAAGUCCACCCAGUAGUUCGGUUGGCUUCUUCUUUGGUUCAACACCACCAGAAAGUAGUCACGGAUCUUUGUCGUCCAAGUUGAGUGCUUCCCCUCAUGGGAUUCCAGCUGGGAGUAGUCCACCAAUAGGCUCUAUCCCAAAGCCCUUCCCAGCAUUUCAGCAUCCAAGUCAUCGGCUAUUGGAAGAAAAUGGUUUUAAACAACAGAUGUACUUGAAGUACCACAAAGGUUGCCUAAGUGAUCGGAAAAGAUCAGGAAUUGGCUGCAGUGAGGAAAUGAAUACAUUAUACCGGUUUUGGUCUUUCUUUUUAAGGAACAUGUUUGUUCCUUCCAUGUACGAUGAGUUCCAAAAAUUAGCUCUAGAGGAUGCAGCUGCCAAAUAUUACUAUGGGUUAGAAUGUCUUUUCAGGUUUUUCAGUUAUGGCCUAGAAAAGCACUUCCGAGAAGAAGUUUACCAGGAUUUUGAACGUCUAUGUCUUGAAUUCUACAAGAAGGGGAAUCUUUAUGGCCUUGAAAAAUAUUGGGCCUUCCAUCAUUAUCGAGAGGCGCGAGACAAUGUAAAGCCUAUGAAGAAGAACCCUGAGCUGGAGAGAUUAUUGAAGGAAGAAUUUCGUUCCUUAGAUGACUUUCGUGCAAAGGAGAAGGCACCUGCAGCAAGAGAAGGUAGUUGCAGCAAUGGGAGUGUUUGUGGUCCCUCUGAAAAAGAAGAUAACAGAGACACUCCUCCUCCACCUUCCUCAGGGCAGGGAAGAAGGAAAUCUAACCUGUCAAGAGAGCUGGAAAAAUCUGGCAAGUGAAGGGCCACUGGGAGUUGAUGCAGCCAACACUCAUUUUGUAUGCUGAAAAAUAGAACGUGAGCUGGAGAGAUGCAUGCUGGAAGACAUCUGCUUGGGAGAGCGUGAACCUGACACUGUUGUAAGUUUCCCUUUGUUUUGGUCUAAUACUGGCCCCGAGAAGCUAUGGGUAGUCAUUAUGCAGAUUUUGGAGUUCUCUGCUAUAGAGAGGUAGUUCAAAUGGUUUCUUUCUGUUUUUAUCUUUCUCCCAUGAGAUUUGUACAUAAACAAAAAAAAAAAAAAAAAAAAAAAAAGAGGACAAAAAAAAGAAAAGGAAAAGAGAGAAAUUGAAUAGCUAGUCUGGAAUUUGUGGAAAUUGACUAAUAAGAGAUUAAAAUUUAACAUGCUCAGCCUCGAGUUUUCUUGUGUUCUCCUUGAUGCUGCUAUAUUUUCUGUGCAUAAAGGCAAACCUGCUCUGUUUUUAAAUUGUCCUUUUCGAUCACAUUGCAGUUUCACCUUCAUUCAACAUCCAAUCCAGCCACCAGCAGCUAUAAGCUGUAUAAUGUAUACUCAAGUGGGAAGCAUAACACAUACUGUAUUUAUCAUCGCUGCUGAAGCAAACUCCAGGAAAGUUAUCAAAGAUGUUCAACUUUCCCAUCCCUUCUUCGAUAGAAGUUAGAAGGAAGUAGAAGAAAAGAAGAAGUCAAGUCUUCCAAAAACGUCCGUGUUGAUGGUUCAACCCCAAACCCCAAAUCGUUAGAAUUAGCUGGGUAGUCAUUAUCGUUUAUCGAUAGAUAGUUAAAUCGCCAAAACCAUACUUUUUAUAAGUAAAAACUUCGAAUCACACCCAACACAAGACAAGACACAACCUCAGUUUCUCCGCCUUCUCUCUCUCUCUCUCUCUCUCUCUCAUCUCCAUAUAAACUCUGUCCCUGUCCUUCUCCCCUCUGAAUCUCUUGUUUCCCUCGCAUUGCUCUCUCUUUCCCAAUUCUCAAUUCUGUUCUCUAUAUCUCUAGAGAAGAAAAUGGCAACACUUUUACAAGGAAUAGGAGCCGCAGCUGCAUCUUUGGAUUCCAAGAGAUUUGAGGUUUCUUCUCUUAAAUCCCUUCCAAUUCAAACAGCAAGGAAAGGAAGGGUUUUUGCUGAUUCAAGAGAUUUAACUUUGGGAUCAUCUAACAACAAAGCUCGUUCUUCACCAAAAUUGGUUGCUAAUGCAGUUGCAACUAAGAAUGAAGGUUCCACUGCAUCAACCACAUCUAAACCUGGAUGAUAGCAACAUCCUUGGGAGAAAGUGAGAUUUUUGCAAUACCUUGGGAUUUGACGGAAGCUUUCUCGUCUGACUUAGAAGAGCUGAUAUGCUUCAAUUUGGUGGACUUGGAAGCCAUCAAAUCAGCACUACGGGCAAAUCAGGAGAAGGCUAAAGGCCUAUGGCGGCGAUUUGAUGGUCGCCGGGUCAUAGCUUACUUUUCUUUAGGUUGCAAAUCAAAAAUGAAGAUCAGAUAACAUUAUGAUGAUAUAAUCUAAAAUAUUUUAGGUGUUUUAUGGUCA
Molecule: messenger RNA, 4897 nt
Organism: Papaver somniferum (opium poppy)
Lineage: Eukaryota; Viridiplantae; Streptophyta; Magnoliopsida; Ranunculales; Papaveraceae
Product: la-related protein 1A-like
Exons: 17
Coding region: 335-3373 (1012 amino acids)
Biological process (GO): mRNA stabilization
Molecular function (GO): RNA cap binding
Source: RefSeq, a predicted model, not a curated record